Molecule: messenger RNA, 1614 nt
Organism: Pedinophyceae sp. YPF-701
Lineage: Eukaryota; Viridiplantae; Chlorophyta; Pedinophyceae
Source: the annotation of a GenBank genome assembly
AUGUCGCGGCUCCUGACGGACCUCCUCGCCCGCAAGAAGCGCCUCGCGAGCGCCUCUGCGUCGUGGAACGAGAGCCUGCAGACCGCGAGCCUCAUGCUCCCUGCCGUCGUCAACAGCAUCGGCGCGGAACACAGGAUGUCCCUCAAGACGGGUCUAGGGCAGGAGCUGCGCAUUCUGUGCCAGGACGCGCCGCUCGCCCGCCUCGAGGAGUUCUCCGAGCUCCUGGACCGCGAGCUCGCUCCGUCGCGCCUGACCAAGGCCAUGACUGCGGCCAUGGGGUACUCCCACUACCUGUCGUCGCCCGACAAGGCCAUUCACCGCGUCAUCGCCGACCUCAUCGAGCACCUGCGCGACAUCGGGCACGAGGCCGUGCGGCAGUGCGGCGAGGUCGUCAGCGAGCGGCUCCGAAAGGGGAUUAUUGAGUUCGGAAAGAAGACUAACGAAGGAGAUGCCUUCACGGCCAACAUGAAGGUUGUCGCGGAGUGCGCCACCGAGAUCGUUCGAGGGUACCUGGAGAGCGCGACGUCGACCGUGGACAGCCUCGUCGAGAUGGAGAAGGCGGUGCCGUCGCACGCCCUCUUCAAGCGCCGCAUGGAGCUGCGCCCCGUGACGGCACUACACGUGAUCGGCGAGGAGAGCGCCCCGGAGCCUGACGUCAGCUCCGUGUCGGUCCAGACGUCCCCGGUGCAGCCAGCGCAGCCCGUCGUGGCCGAGGACCCCCUGUCCGCCACGCGCGGGCGGCGGCUGCCGAUCAUCGGCGGCACCGUCCUCAAGCUGUGCUCCGACGGCCGCUGGGUGAGCCGCUGGUGCGUCGUCGACCCCAACCAGGGCCUGAUGGGUUACUACACCGACAAGACUGGACGGGGCCCGACGGCGUGCCUGAACCUCCGCAACGUCGUCGUCAUGCGCGGCAUCCACCGCGACGGCUUCGCGGUGUCUGGCAGGGUCGGCAACGAGCUCGCGAAGCUCUCGCUCACCCUGCGCACGCGCGGCGACCGCCCCGUGCGCGCGUUCAGUCCCAGCCCCGACGCCUCCUCCACGCUCGUGCUCCGCGCCCGCACGGCACAUGCGCUCAACGAGUGGCUCGACGUGCUCCAGCCCCUCGCGGCCGCGGUGUUCACUGAGUCAGGCCAGCAGGUGGACGGCAACCUCGCACUCAGCCCGGUCGAGACGCCGCAGAGCGAGACGCCGUCGCCCGUGGCGGCCAGGAGCAUCGAGGUGAGCCCGCACAUCGUCGAGGAGGAGGCCGACGACGUCGCCACGCCGCUGUUUGCUCCGGGGAACGACAGAUACCUUAUUGAGAAUCCCGAGUGCGUGAUGGAGACCUCCGACGCGAUGCGGGACGUGCUGAUGGACGCGGCGCGGCGGUUCGUGGACGCGAUGCCCAAGGUCGUCGUGCACCACUUCACGCGGCACGUGGAGUCGGGCGAGCUCGUCACGGAUCUUCAGACGCUGCUAGCAAAGCUGCAGCUGCGCGGGGAGAUGCACUCGCGGGUGACGGACAAGGGCGGCGACCAGGGCGGCGUCGCGGAGGAGAGCAUCGCGGAGGAGAUGGCUGCGGUCGACAACCAGCUCGACAGCGCCGUCGCGCGCCUGGCGCUGCUCAGCCAGUGA